CCAAGCAGUGUAGGCAAUAAGGUUGGGGCUUUGGAUUUAUGCAUGGGGAGUCGUUUGUUUGAAAUUAAACGGCCAACGUGCGUGAGUGUGAGAUUGUAAAUUUUGUUGGGUGUCCCAAAGCACCGAAGUAUUUAAUCCUUUGCAAUUAAGCAAUGUCUAAGUUAAUUUAAAAUUUUCUUCUUUUUUUUUCUCGUGUGCAACUGUUCGUCGCGAAACGUCAAAAAAAAAAAAAAAAAAAAAAUUUCGUCUUUCAAACUAAACGAAAAAAUAAAUAAAUUCGGUUAAAUACUCCCAUUUUUUUUUCGUGUAUAUCAAUAUAGUAAAAUAAAUUAUAUACACAAUGGCUUCGAUUCGUGUGCACGAGGAUCAGGAAAAUCGCGUCAUCGCCGAAAUACGAAGACAGGGCAAGGAAAAUGCUUCGGUGCAGCAUCAAAAUCAAACCCAACAACAAAAACGAGCUGUACUUGGUGUCUUGCAAAAUAAUUGUCCACGAGCUGUUAAACCGGAAAAUUGCAAGGAUGAAAAAUCCAAGGCAAAAACAUAUAUUCCAAUUAAUUAUGAGCAACAAUUUAAUAUUUGCGAUGAGAGAAAAGAGGAUACAAUGUUUCAAAUUUAUGAGGAUAAAUUACAGGAAGAGACGUCAGUUGCAUUGCGCGAGACAAAUGAUGGCAAUAAAGAAUUAUUGAAAAUAAAACAUGUUAGCGAACAAGUGACAACGAUAAAAAUUGAAAAAGAAAAGCCAACAUUACAAGUGAAUCCAAUUCCAAUAAUUAACAAUAAUAUCGUUACAAAUACAAUACGCAUUCAUCAAGAUGAUAAUAAUGAUGAUGAUAAUAAUGAUGAAAUUGCAAAUGAAAAAAAAGAAAAUGUCGAAUGUCCAAUGUCACUUGAAAAAUCAAUAUCAUCAUUUUCCGAUUCAUCAUCAUUGACAAAAAAAGAUAAUCGAACAAAAGCCGAAAUUUAUAAGGCAAUUAGAACAAAUUUCUUUGAAGUCAAUGAAUAUCGAGCUGAUAUUUAUAAUUAUCUCAGGAGUGCUGAGACUGUACACAGACCAAAAGCAGGAUACAUGAAAAAACAGCCCGAUAUCACUCACUUGAUGCGUUCAAUAUUGGUUGAUUGGUUAGUUGAAGUAGCUGAAGAAUAUCGAUUACAAAGUGAAACUCUUUAUCUCGCAGUUUCUUAUAUUGAUCGAUUUCUUUCCUAUAUGAGUGUUGUUCGAGCGAAACUUCAACUUGUUGGCACCGCCGCAAUGUUUAUCGCUGCAAAAUACGAAGAGAUUUAUCCACCAGAUGUUGGUGAAUUUGUUUUCAUAACUGACGACACAUAUUCAAAGAAGCAAGUUUUGAGAAUGGAACAUUUAAUUCUUAGAGUGUUGUCCUUUGAUCUUACUGUGCCCACACCACUUUCCUUCCUUAUGGAAUAUUGCACAAGCAAUAAUCUCUCAGAAAAGAGUCAAUUUUUAGCAAUGUACCUGUGUGAAUUAUCAAUGCUUGAAGCGGAUCCAUUCUUGCAUUUCUUGCCUAGUAUUUUAGCUGCCUCAUCAGUGGCAUUAGCUCGACAUACUCUCAAUGAAGAAGUUUGGCCUCAUGAAUUGGAACUCUCCUCUGGCUAUAAUUUACAGGAUCUCAAAACCUGUAUCAUAUGCCUGCAAAGAACAUUCAACAAUGCAAAUAAUAUACAGCAGCAAGCUAUUCAAGAAAAAUAUAAAAGCAACAAAUUUGGACACGUGUCACUUCUUUUGCCAAGAAACAGUUCAGUGUUUGAUUGCGAGGAAGACCUCGAAAAUGUCUAGCAAAAAAAAAAAAAAUAAUAAUAAUUUCAAGCUGCAAAAAUAAUAACGAACCUCCGUGCAAGGAAAAGUCAAAUGAGACACCAAGGAGGGGAUCGAAGCAAGACUGAUCUGCCAAUAAAAUACCCUCGCGUCUUCAUGAAAAGCUAAAAAAAAAAAUUAAAAAACAAAAACAAAAUCACGUACACACAAGUACACAUGGGGGUUAAAAUUAUUUACGCUGUGAAGCGUUCUCGAAAAACGUAUUUGCAUCCUACGUUUAAAAAAAAAAAAAACAGAAUUUUAACGUUUUUUUUUUCAGAGCCAAUUAUUUGCUCUAUUAAUAAAUGUGUCUCGCGUUAUUUAAAUCUUAUUAGCACCUUUUUUUUAUACUAGUUAUAAACCAUUUGUAAUGCAAUCUUUUUUUUUAAAAAAAAAAAAAAAAAAAACUCUGCACGUCUUAUUGAUAUUUUUUGUGAGUAAAAGGGAAUGAACGGUUCGAAGGAAUGGGAAACUAGAUCGUUUUAGAUAAAAAAAAAAAAAAAAUUUCGAGGAAAAAAACGACCCCCCUCCCAUUUUGAAGAGAAUGCUUUUUUUAAAAAAAUAAUUUUUUUUUUUUACUUAAGAAUUUAAUUGUCCAUUGUGAUAAAAUUUCUGCCUUUUAGCGUUUUUAAUUACCCCUUUUUUUUGGUCUUGUUUUAUUAUUAUUAUUAUUAUUUUUUGUAUAUCAAUUGAAUUGAAAUUUCAUUAGUAAAAAAAGUAAUUCAAACAAAAUAUUGUUUGUGAAAAAAACUGAUUGAAAAGCAGCUAGAUAAUUUGAUUAAAAAUUUUUUUUUCCAGGAGAAAAGAAAACGGGCAACAAAAAUUAAUGCAAUUGAACAUUAAAUUAACAAAAAUUAAUCAAUUAAAAUGUAAAACAAAAAAUUCGUAUUUUUUAUUGAUUUAAAUGCUCAUUAUUAAAUUAUAUGUAAUUUUUUAAAAAUCGAGACUUUUUUUUUAAAUUUUAAAGUGAAGCACAAAAAAGCAUAGUUUUUUUUUUUUUAUUUCACUUUUGUGUGUAUAUAAUAUUGUCUGAAGAAUCGAAAAAUUUUCGAAUUUUUGUUCUUUUUUUUCUGGUCUUUUCAAUUUUUUUUAUGUUCAUUUUGUUUUUUUAUGUGAGCAAAAAAAAGCAGAGAAAGAGAAAAAAAAAAAAGAAAAAGAGAAUAAUUAUUAUUAUUGUUUCUUUAAAAUGAAAGAAAAGAAAAUAUUUUCUUUUUCUUUAGCAAUGACGAUCGGAUUUGCAUUUACGUAAUGUCCGAAUUGUAGAGAAUAAUUAUGUUUUUUUUUUUUUUUUUUGUCAGUGGACUUUUUUUUUGGUAAUAAAAAUAUAUGUAUGUACUUAUGUACUUAGAAUACACACGUACUUUUGUAAGUCUGCAUGGAAUUUGUCUUUUUUUGUAUUGCAGAGUGAUUUGGAAAUUUUUUAGAGAAUGGAAAAAAGAAGAAAGAAAUUGAAAAAAAACAUCAAUUUAUUGAGGCUAAAAAGAAAAAUAGAAUUAGUCUUGAAAACUGUUUUGAUUAUUGUGUAGUCACGCCAAAGUCCACAAAUAUACAAAAUUUAUGCAAAUUUA
Molecule: messenger RNA, 3378 nt
Organism: Leptopilina boulardi
Lineage: Eukaryota; Metazoa; Arthropoda; Insecta; Hymenoptera; Figitidae
Gene: CycA
Product: cyclin-A2
Exons: 6
Coding region: 341-1792 (483 amino acids)
Biological process (GO): regulation of cyclin-dependent protein serine/threonine kinase activity; mitotic cell cycle phase transition
Cellular component (GO): nucleus; cytoplasm; cyclin A2-CDK2 complex
Molecular function (GO): cyclin-dependent protein serine/threonine kinase regulator activity
Source: RefSeq, a predicted model, not a curated record